Messenger RNA from Dendronephthya gigantea, 3004 nucleotides. Its product is annotated as growth arrest-specific protein 7-like. Gene Ontology annotation, biological process: actin filament polymerization; neuron projection morphogenesis. Gene Ontology annotation, cellular component: plasma membrane; cytoplasm; actin filament. NCBI's taxonomy places the organism in Eukaryota, Metazoa, Cnidaria, Anthozoa, Malacalcyonacea, Nephtheidae. Bases 995 to 2308 code for a protein of 437 amino acids. The transcript has 17 exons. Gene Ontology annotation, molecular function: actin filament binding. The record is from RefSeq and is a predicted model, not a curated record.
GGGCAGAUCUCGAUCUGAUGAAAUGAUUAUCAACUGGAGUUCUAGGAAUAAAAAAUAGUUCUGAACCCAGUGAUUUAAAAACACGUUGAUUUCAAGACAUUACGAGCCAGUUCUUCAAUACAACUUUUUUGUUUUUUUUCUAAUAAUUUGUUGAACAAAAAUUAUCUACUUGUGGCGAUAGUAAUGUGUUUAAAAGCAUUAUUGACGCAUUGCAUGGUCAAAAUAGCUUAAAAUCAUUGUUCCAUUAUAUAUUAUUUGAUAUUCCUGUCACAUCUAAAUGAUCUAAUGUAUUUUGGAUGCUUGAAGUGGAAGACUUUAGUCCUUUCAAAGCAAGGAGCCAACUAAGAAGGCCGUAAAAGGAAAACCAAACUCGUUUAUACAGAAAACUACCAAGAUUUGCUGAUACAACCAAAAUGAAACGAGGUACCGUGGGUAUAACUGUAGAAAAAGGUUCCAGUAACACAUAAUUUAUAACAUGGUGACACACAAGAAUUCAUCAUCACGCAUAACUAAGAGAAGGGAGUUUUGGUGAUAGGGAAUGUAGACGCAAGCAACAUUGAAAGAACUGCCUGGACACAAGCCAAGAAAAUCUCACAGUGGAUCUGUUAUCCUCGUAUUUCGAUGUUAUGAAGAUGCUGUGGUUUGUGAGCGAAGAACGCUAAGACCGGCAUAAUAUGGUAUACUCGACCAGGGGGAAAACGUUUAUACCCAAACGAGACUCUUGUGACGGGGCUAUCCAGGCUUAUAUUAGUGCAUCCCUUUUAUGAUUUUCAUAUUGCACUUGUUUCGGGAGGAAAUAUUAAAUCGUCUGAUAUGGAAUCAUAAUUCAUAGAUAGAUAACAAGGGGACAGUCGCUUUCUCAAUUUUAAAACUAUUCCCCGAGAUAUUACGAUAAGAAUUACUCGCUAGAGAAAGGUGGUUGAGAAACGGAACAAGUCAGAAGAUACAACUAGUGAAGACAAUCAUUUCAGUGGCUCUUUUUGGAACCGAUAUUAUGGAGGUCUGCGAGAUCGCACGGGCUCUAUACGCUUUCGACAGUAAUACUGGAAUGAAAUUUGACGCUGGGCAACUUUUGAACGUUUUUGAAAAGGGUGAAGAUGGAUGGUGGUGGGGCGAAGUUCAGAACUCCAAAAUUGAAGGAUGGUUCCCAGCCACAUAUGUGUCGACGUUGGAACAGAAAAUUGUUCACGGCAUUGAUCUGCCCCCCAACUGGUCAGCAUUUCAGACCGAGCAAGGAAAGACAUAUUAUGUUAAUUCCGCCACACAAGAACGAACUUGGACAUUACCAACAACCAAUAAUAACAAUGUUCAUUCAACUCAGCCAGCUCAAGGUGCUAAAACAAAAUCUCUUGAAAGAGAAGAUAAAAGAAGUCUAAGAAAGAAACCAAGCUUUUCAAAAAGACCUACGACUGUUGUUAGAAACUUCAUGACAUUUCCACACGCUGAUUCCCGACAUGGGCAGACAUUGUUUAACCCAGGACAGUACAGUUACUGUGACCACUUCUGGGAUGAUAAAGAAGAUCUUUCUGGAUUAGAUAUUCUUAUUGGCAGAUAUACAUUUGGCAGAACAGUCAACAAAGAAAUGACAGAAUUUAUUAGAGAAAGAGCUAUUGUCGAAGACGCUUAUGCUAAAAGUUUAACGAAGCUCGCAGCGUCUAUUUACGGUGAUCAGGAAGAAGGAACUCUUGGAAAAGCCUGGAAACAUCUGAAAGCGAAACUACAGGACGAAGCCAACGCUCAUCAAGCCUUUGCAGUUAAGUUGGUUAAUAAAGUUCAGAAACCAAUUCAGGCAAAGGACGCGGAGGAACAGAAGGCAGACAGAAAGAAGCAUGAUCAGUUUAAAGAUUUACUUCACGAGGACAGAAAAGUCAUCUCAUCGACAUUCGGAAUCGUUGAGAAGGCUCGAGAAAGUGUUGCGGAGAAGCAAAAGGCUGUCGGUGAGAAAGAAAUAACUGCACAACAAUCUUCAAAGGCCUUGGAUAAAUACGAGAAGGCAGUGAAGAAGACAGUGCAAGCAGGUCACGGACAUCGCAAAGCUGUUGAAACGUACAACGCAAGCCAACGAAAGUGGGUCGACGAUAUGGUUUCCGCGUGCUCGAUUUUGGAAAAGCAAGAAGUCGACAGAGUCGAUUUUCUCAAGAAACAAAUUAUGCUUUAUGUUUUCCUGCGAAAAGAAGUGAAUGAGAUAUGUGAAAAGGCCAUGGAGGAAAUUGUCAGUAAAGUUGACGAGGUCGACGCUUUGAAAGACAGGAAAUAUUUCAUUGAUAAAUAUGGAACGGGGUCGUUACGGCCGGUUGAUAUGCCGUAGCAAGGGCCUCCCUCCCUCUAGCCCAACUACUAAAGCCAACCCCACCUACAUGAAACGAAUUUCAUUUCAGUGCUUGGUUUGGUUCUAACAAAGAGAGCGGUGAACUAGAGGAAUCAUCUCUCUAAAGAUCUUAAAAUGAUAACGUUUGAAAAAACUAAUCACAAAACGCCUUCAAAUAAGAUAGGUAGUUACUUGUAAAAUAUGCCUGGCUACAACGUUUUCCAUUUGCCACUAUAGAGGUCCAACAUGCAAAUAAGAAUCAAUUUUCAGCAAUCAGUAUUUGAAGCGCUGGGCCUAAAAAAUUUUUAGCAAGAUGGCAUUUAUUUCGCUCAAAAAAUUGCUAAAACGUGUGCAUGACGCGUGAUGCUUUCAUAGAAAAAAAUGUGAACGAAAUAAGGCUGAAAUCUGUUCUCCCUUCAGACUUAAAAACUUAGUUUUGAGCACUAUAAAACAGUGCUAAAACAGGCUGAGAUUAACUUGAUCAACACCUUCAAGUAAAUCAAAGGAAAAUUGAAUGGCUUAGUUAUAAUUUUAAAAAAAUUACAAUCAAAGUCAGGCAUCAGGCAUGAAGAAUAUUUCAUAUAUUAUUUAAUAAUUUUCAUUAGAGACUAGUAAAUGCAAUUAUCAAAUUCAACACAAAAACUAUACUUUGUACAAAUAAUUUUCAUAGAUCAACAUUUGGGUAUAUAUAAUUUU